CCAAACGCAGACGCGUCCUAACGUCGUCUUCAUCCGGGUUUAUUCGGGGCACCAGAAAAGAAGCGAACAAAACUACAAGAUUGCCAAGAAACUUCGUGGAAGAUGCGCCAAAGAAGAAAAUCCGAUCCCAAGGUUCGCCACAGAUUGUCACGUAUUCAUUGAAGUACCCAUUUUGAACCCUUAAUUUUUUUGGAAAGUAUUUCGAAUACUAAGUUUACCCUUCAUGCACCGAGAAUAUCAUUGGUGAGAAUUUAUCUUCGCCAAUUUUCAUUGUUUUGUUCAUCUUUAGUUUGAAAUUUAGCUCAUUACGAUCAUAGAAUCAUCAAUAUAUGUUGCAUUUUGAUUCGAAUUCUGUCCAUCUCACAGGACAAGGGUUUCGUUACUCCUAAACCGAAACCCUAGAUUCAAACCUUUGUCAUUUAAUCUUUGAGAUUUCGUCUCUGUGAAUAGUAGGUGUGAAUUUGAGGUACAAAGAUUGGAUAUGAAACCGUUGAGUGAUUUACAGAGUAAAACUCGUCCCAGAAUUCGUGGAAUAUUCAAUGGAUUCUGUACUCUGGUCAUACUUGUCUUCUUUUAUAAUCGAGAUGAUAUUCUGAGAAAUCCACUUCUCCGGCAAUCAUCUUUGUUUUCUGAUAAUCAAUGGAACUCAAGAAGUGGAUCAAGCCAUACGGUGGUAAUUGAACGGCGAAUGGUUGAAUUAAGUGUUAAUUCAACCAAUUCAGUUAAUGGGUCAGGUCCUAACAAUUUGGCUGUGAAUAACCCUGAAUUUUGUGCUGGAUUAUUUGAUCAUUUUGGUUACUCGAGUUGUUGUGAGUUCGUGAAAGCUCACCCAGAGUGCUCAUCUGGCGGAUUCUUUGAUUAUGUGAAGUUUUACUUUUGUGCUUGCAAUGGAAGUGCAUUUGCUUAUGUAAUCUUGUGUAUUUGGCUUGCUACAUUGUUCUAUCUUUUGGGUAACACUGCAGCCGACUACUUUUGUUGUUCGCUGGAGAAGCUGUCAAGUCUAUUGAAGCUACCUCCCACUGUUGCUGGGGUUACAUUGCUUCCACUAGGGAAUGGAGCCCCUGAUGUUUUUGCAAGUAUUGCUGCGUUUGCGGGGACGGGCACUGGUGAGGUUGGUCUUAACAGUGUGUUGGGUGGGGCAGUGUUUGUUACUUGUGUUGUUGUUGGGACUGUGUCUCUCUGUGUAUCUGACCAUGGGGUUCAGAUAGAUCGAAAAUGCUUUAUUAGGGAUAUUACUUUCUUCAUCAUUACUCUGAUGUCGCUUUCGUGGAUUCUGAUUGUUGGUAAGGUGAGCAUUGGGGCAGCCAUUGCAUUUGUAUCCAUUUAUGUGGUUUAUGCCUUUGCUGUUGCUGCUAAUGAGAUUUUGAGAAAACAUGUGAGGAGGUUGAAAUUGGAUGCUGUCACACCAUUGCUUCCAGUCAGAGGAAGUAUAUUUUCUCAUGGGGGCCAAGAGGAUGACUCUAUCUACAACUCUUUGCUUGACAUAGAGACAGAAAGUGAUGGAACCCAGUCACAUAGUUCUGUGCCGCAGUGGAUGUGGGCUUCAAAUGUUGCAAUUUAUUCAAACCAAGCAUUGAAGGUGCCAGAAAGUGAGUGGCAUUUGUGGGGCUGGCAUGAUGAGACUAUGGAAAUUGACCACCCCUCAUUUUCCUUUUCCAAAUUGUGUGCGAUUCUUGAGUUGCCAUUGACAGUGCCAAGAAGGCUAACAAUUCCAUUAGUUGAGGAGCAAAGGUGGUCGAGGGUGUAUGCUGUAGCCAGUGCUUCAUUGGCUCCAAUUCUUCUGUCGUUUCUAUGGAAUACCCAAGACGCUGUGGGUUCUCAAAGUGGAAAAGUUGCCUACUUUGUUGGUGUUUCAGCUGGUUGUACACUUGGUAUCCUUGCGUACAAGUACACUAGAUCAGAUCAUCCACCUCAGAGGUUCUUAUUUCCAUGGGUUGUAGGGGGGUUCUUGAUGAGUAUUGUUUGGUUCUACAUGCUUGCUAAUGAGCUUGUUGCUCUAUUGGUGGGAUUAGGUAUAUUUAUGGGGGUUAAUCCAUCAAUCCUUGGAUUAACUGUUUUAGCAUGGGGGAACUCAAUGGGUGAUCUGGUUUCCAAUGUUGCAUUGGCAUUGAAUGGCGGAGAUGGUGUGCAGAUUGCAUUUUCUGGAUGCUAUGCAGGUCCAAUGUUUAAUACCCUUAUUGGCCUGGGGAUUUCAAUGUUGAUUGGAGCAUGGUCAGAGAAACCUGGUUCAUUCAUAGUUCCACAGGACACGAGCUUGUUUUACACUAUGGGAUUUCUCAUGUUAGGACUCAUUUGGGCACUUGUUCUUCUACCCAAGAAUGACAUGCUUCCAAGCAGGCAGCUUGGAGCGGGCCUUAUUAGCAUCUAUUUGAUAUUUCUCUCUGUUAGAGUGAGCAGUGCAAUGGGAUUCCUUUCCCUAAGCUGACUUUACGUUCAGAAUUUACUUAGGAAGAGAAGGUAAAUCUGGUAGAUAUCAGGACCCUAGGCGUUGGAUUGAAUGGACUGAUUAAAUGCUGUGCUUGAAAACAGAUAUCAUCAGGGGUCAGGAGGACCAAAUAUUUCUUGUGGCGGUCACAUGGCUGCUCCUUGUUACUUACAGUCAGUAAGGAGAUAUCCAUUGUUGUAUGUGGAGACAGUGUAUAUGAGCAUGCACAGAGAGGUUUCUUAAACGAGUAAUGUCCUGAAUUUUGAUGGUGUAGUAUGUUUAAAUUAUAUUCUAUUUGGGUCAUAUUGUGUUUGUGUAUGUAUAAAUUGUGUCAUAUUGACUUACUAAUCAAUUUAGGCC
Molecule: messenger RNA, 2785 nt
Organism: Ilex paraguariensis (yerba mate)
Lineage: Eukaryota; Viridiplantae; Streptophyta; Magnoliopsida; Aquifoliales; Aquifoliaceae
Source: the annotation of a GenBank genome assembly